Messenger RNA from Athalia rosae (coleseed sawfly), 1580 nucleotides. RefSeq lists its product as uncharacterized. The transcript has 3 exons. Lineage: Eukaryota; Metazoa; Arthropoda; Insecta; Hymenoptera; Athaliidae. The record is from RefSeq and is a predicted model, not a curated record. Bases 581 to 1273 code for a protein of 230 amino acids.
ACUGCAUUUAUAUGAGACAAUUAUCUUUUCGCUCAUGCAACUACUUUUUAAACUGCUUCGUUUAACGUUGAAAUAAAUUCAACCUUUGCAUAGACGAAAUUCAAAGAAAUGAAACGCCUAAUAUUACGGAGCGAAGAUUACUGUAAUGUUUGCGAUCUGCUAAUUGGAGUAGGUGAGCGAAGAACUGAUAAGAUUACAGCGUGCGUCAAUAAUUCGAUCAGUUCUCUAUAUACACACCAGGGUGUUUCAUUUUUAGGCGAUAUUUUUUCUCUCUCUUUUCCUACCCGAAAAUCUGAUACUUCGUCGAAGAAAAGGAAUAUCCUUGUUGGAAAAAACAUUCCAAAUGCAUCAGUGGCUUUGCUCAUCCAAAAAUUCGAUAUCAAUCUAUGAUAUUAUACACGAAGACGUUUAGUUAGUUGUUCUGCGUGUUCACUCGUCUGUUCUCCGCAAACUUCACGUAGCUACGGUUUAAUAGCCUUAAAAUAAUCGUGGCACCAUCUAUUUUACGCGUGCUCCAAAAUUGUUCGUUAUGAAAUUGUCUCGAGAAAAAACAACCCGGUCGUAGAAGUAACGCGGUUAUAUGGGAUCAAGUCCGGGCAAAUGUUGCUGUCAGUUUUCUCGAUCAACAGGAACACAGCCGAGUUACAACAACCCACCCCAUCGACCCCGUACGCCUCAUUAUACCCCCGUCCAUCCACCACCGCGACAGGAUCGUCAGCCAUGUCCAAAUUUUCCCACCUAUCCGACUCACUGUCCGAACGAUCGAUUCCAAGAUAGUAAAAAACAUACACAUGGCUCGACGAUAUUCACCAGCAUUGUAAUAAUCGUGAUCAUCGCCUGCGUCUACUUUUACUAUCACUACGUGCUGCCCAGAGAUCCUUUCGGCAGCAACAGCCGCCCUCCUCUUCGCGGGGUUCAAACCACGACCGUUACCCACUCGACGCGAUCGUCCAGGGGAUAUGGCGCGCCUGUGGAUGAGGUCGACGAGGACGAAGACGACGAUGACACCGUCGCUGACGAUUCCUCCGGGUAUGUGAGCUUCGAUCCUUCCUCGCGAAACAGAUCCCAACUUCCAUCGUACAGAAUCCGAAAAGAUACGAGAGCGAACCAGUCGACGCAACCUUACGUCCGUUUCCCGCGAUUGACGAUCGAUUCCCCCACGAGAAGUCGGAGUUAUUCUUCGGAGGAUGAAAAUAUUUCCGAUCACACGAGUAGGACGAACCCGAACUCGAACAGUGCGAAUCGUUCGACGACUAGAAACUCUUCGACCUGAGGAGCGAUUUUUGGCCGAUCGGUUAUCGGCGUCGGACUUCGGCUUCCAAUUAAUCAACGGAUAUUAUCCAUUCUACGCGGAAUAAUUUGUGCAGCGGAAUGCUUUCUGAACUCUUCGAAUAACGUUCUCCCGAUCGCACUGGUCGCGAUGGUUUCUGUUGCAGUAUCUGGGUCAUCGCUCGCACGGGAAACUCACACGCAGCCAAUCACCCAGAUAACAUUUUCUGAACGUCGCUUUUCGAAUCCAAAUUAUGUGGGAAUGGACAAUUUCUUCGAAUGCUGAGGCGGCGAAUGAUUGCGUUCACUUA